Messenger RNA from Peniophora sp. CBMAI 1063, 1623 nucleotides. The record is from the annotation of a GenBank genome assembly. Lineage: Eukaryota; Fungi; Basidiomycota; Agaricomycetes; Russulales; Peniophoraceae.
AUGUCUUUCGAUGCAGACGUCCUCGUCGUUGGUGCUGGACCUGUAGGUCUUGUCGGCGCCCUUGCGCUCGCCAUGAACGGUGUCACAGUCCGCAUAAUCGAAAAGCUUCCCGCGCUUGCCGUUGGCCAACGUGGCGCGGGUAUGCAGCCUCGUACGAUGGAGACGUAUCGCAUGCUCGGCAUUGCUGAUGAUGUGAAAGCUGUGGGCUCGAUGCUUUCACGCGUCCAGAUGUACGAUCUUGAAGGGCAUCCUACCGAAGUUGUCGACAUGAUGCAGUGGAGCAAGAAGACGCCAGGCAUACCCGAACCGGAGCCUUGGGUGCUUGGUCAGGACUGGGUGUGCAAGAUUAUCACUCGGCACCUGAAGGAACGAUUCGGGAUCGACGUCGAGUUCGGCAACGAGCUCGUCGGUAUCGAGCAGGAUGACACUGGCGCUACUGCCACCGUUCGCGCUGAUGGCGCCCAGCAGUCGACCCGUGUGAAGUAUAUUGUUGGCGCGGAUGGGGGUAAAGGGAUAACCCGUAAACUUGCGGGUGUCAGUCUGGUGAGCCAGUCGGAUGCUUUGGCCGAAUCAGUUAUCGGGGAGCUCGUGUUGAAGGGCUUUCCAACCUCUGAGUACAUGCAUCUCUUCCGUGAUGCUAAGGGAAAUGGACUCAUGGUGCGUCCGGUGCACGAAGCGCCUGGACUGUUCUUCAUCUUUGGCCAUGGUCCGAACCUCGACAUCGUUAAGGGAGCGAAGGACGUUGACUAUCUCCUCCAAUGGAUGCGCGAUGUAACGAAGCUCACAGACCUCACUGUUGAUUCAGUAGGGUCUCUGUCUGAGUGGAGGCUGAACGUACGCAUCUGCGAGAAGUUCCAAACCGGAAGGAUUCUGUUGGCCGGCGACGUCGCUCAUCUUCAUAGCCCCACUGGUGGACAAGGCCUUACUAGCGGCGUCAUGGAUGUGAGGAACUUGAGCUGGAAGAUCCCGCUCGUAUGCAAAGGUCUUGCUCCACCCAGCCUGCUCGACACCUACAGCGAGGAACGCGUCCCCGUGGUCGGCGAGAUGCUCAAAAUAACGACUAAGCUGGCCACCGCAACAUUUAAAGUCAACCCAGACCCCGACGCGUUCAAACGCCCCGCGAACUUGGGUCAGCUUGGCGUUCACUGCCGCUGGAGCUCAAUCGUGUACGACGGACUGCGCGUUGGCGAAGUGCAGUUUGAGAGUACGAACCUCGCUCCGAUGAGUACGUACGGCGGUGACGAAGGGACUCGUGUGCAAGCGGGUGAUCGUGCGCCCGAUGCGCCGGGUCUCGUUGGCACGCAAGGCGAGACGUCGCUCUUCAACAUCUUCCAUGUUGGCCGGCACACCGCUCUCAUCUUUGAUCCUUCCUGCGCCGCCGCCGUUCAUGCUGUCGUCGACAAGUACCCCAAGGAGUGCGGUAUCGACGUCGUAGUGGUGAUGCCGAAGGGCUCGGAGAAGCAGGAGGACGCUUUUGUCGACUCUCAGGGCCACGCCGCUCAUGGUUAUGGGGUGGAGGCUGGCGUCGCGGUGGCCAUUGUUCGUCCGGACGGAGUUGUAGGCGCACUGCUCAAGGCUGAAGAUGAUGCUGACCUCUAUUUCUCUCGCGUCUUCUCUGUGUGA